Molecule: messenger RNA, 522 nt
Organism: Laccaria bicolor S238N-H82
Lineage: Eukaryota; Fungi; Basidiomycota; Agaricomycetes; Agaricales; Hydnangiaceae
Exons: 4
Coding region: 1-522 (173 amino acids)
Source: RefSeq, a predicted model, not a curated record
AUGCACUUCGUAAGAAACUACAGUACUACUUGUGCACCGGGGUUCAUUUGGUUCCCCGAAUCUUACCCUCUGGCUUACUUUUUUGGAAGCCACUCACAUGACCCAACCAUGAAGUUCUUUGUCUCUCUCCUUUCCAUUCUCUCUCCCGCGGUUGUGGGCGUCAUGGGAGCAUUGAUUGGCCCAUUGAAUAUCCCUCCCGACGCCCUCAGCGAGUACUUCAAACUCUUCAAACUUUGCGAAGAUGCAGGAGCGAACAGCUAUGUUGGAGUUCUGUACCAAAAUGACCAAUACGUUACGUACAAAUUCGGUCAAUGCUACCCUUACCAACUUUCAAAUGGUAAUCUUGCGAAGAUGGCCGUCUUUUGCAAAUCUUCGACGUGCAACAAUAAUCCGUGGGCUCUCAUCAUCUCUGAAGUUUGGCGUACCGCUUUGCUGAUCGCUUAUAAUUGCUUGCCUCCAGAAAUCCGGAUUGCACUGGAGGAGCGGUUCCUCCCGCCCCCAUUAUCGUGCCGGAGGGAUUAA